This is a messenger RNA of Triplophysa dalaica, 1369 nucleotides long. RefSeq names its product N-acetyltransferase 8 (gene nat8). Gene Ontology annotation, molecular function: N-acetyltransferase activity. NCBI's taxonomy places the organism in Eukaryota, Metazoa, Chordata, Actinopteri, Cypriniformes, Nemacheilidae. The record is from RefSeq and is a predicted model, not a curated record. Bases 178 to 846 code for a protein of 222 amino acids. The transcript is spliced from 3 exons.
GCCUGACCGUCAACGUGAAGAAAGGCAGUGGCUUUACAAGCGUUUGUAUUAACACAAAGGCAUUAUAUACGGUACAGAACUUACUCUUGCCGGGAAAUCCUCAGUCAUCGAGUAGAGGUCAACAACUGGAGUCACUUCUUAUCAGGAAACUUUUUGAUGAUCGGAUAAUUUAUUGUCAUGGCUGAGAUAAAGAUUCGUCGCUACCAUGAAGAUGAUGAUGAAGAUGUAAAGGAUAUUUUCACCUUAGGUAUGAGCGAGCAUAUCCCAUCGUCCUGCAUGCACGUCCUCAAACAGCCCCUUGCUCAGAUGUUUCUGGGAUGUGUUUUUUUAGCUUUACUGACCAGCUCAAUGUCCAUUAUUCUGCCAGUGUUAGCAGUCACUCUCCUUUUGGCUGCAGGCAGGCAGGCCGUGAGCUACAUGUUCACCAAGUACAUUACGCUUUCACUUGAUCAAGAUCUCAACCACAUACGACAGACCUACCUGGAGCAACCCAACGCCUGUUUCUGGGUGGCGGAGGUCCAAGAGCGUGUUGUGGGUACAGUUGCAUGUUUACCUGCAGAGAACGCAGGGAACUACCUGGAACUGAAGCGAAUGUCAGUGAGAAAGUCUCACCGUGGGCAGGGGAUUGCCAAAGCACUGUGUCGUAUAGUUGCGGAGUUUGCUCGUGAACGUGGUUGUGGAGGAGUGUUGCUUCACACUUCGGUGGUGCAAACAGAUGCACAGAAGCUCUAUGAGAAGAUGGGCUACAAGAAAGUUAGAGAAUUUGAGGUUCCAGAGUUUAUCGCCAAGAUGACAAAUUUUACAUUAUUUGAGUAUCGGCUUGACCUGAAACGACGCAUUUUUUGAGGUUAUGGCUACACCAGAUCACCAUUUUCCUACAACGCAGACAGUUUUCUAAGGUAUUGCAGAUCACUGAUGAAUACCAUCAUUGUACACCAUACCCUUUCUAUACCUGUGUCUGAACAACAAUAAGAAUCAAUUCUAAAUGAUUUUUAAAAGAUGUCUACAUAUGGCUUCUCUGUAUUCUUAUCAUGCUUAUUUACAAAAUAAGGGUCUAAAUCCUUCAAUUGUGGAUAGAUGACCAAAAUUGUUCAUUUUACUUUAUGGAGUAGAUUGAAAAAUGUGAUUGCUUUGUGAUUGUAACAUUAAACGGAACUUUAGCAUGCAGUUAAAGUGAUUCGUUCUAAUGAGGAAAAUGUGAUUGUCAAUAAAAUAAACCAAUAAAGACUUAACAUAAAAUGUAUUUUAACUUUUCACAUACAAAUGUUUGUAAUGUUGUGUUAUUUCAAUGGCUUUCGUUUAUUUUUAGGGUUGUUUUGAUAUGUCAUCUGUCUCAAAUGGUAAAGAAAUAAAGUGAUCAUAAAAUAAA